Messenger RNA from Thlaspi arvense, 1044 nucleotides. Lineage: Eukaryota; Viridiplantae; Streptophyta; Magnoliopsida; Brassicales; Brassicaceae. The record is from the annotation of a GenBank genome assembly.
AAAACCGACUCGGUUUACAUAGGAAACCAGAAUCUUGAGAUUACACACACAGAGACACACGAAGAAGGAGAUGAGAUGUGUAGCGCUACAGCAGCAAUUCCUCCUUCACUCUUUACUAAUGGGUCUCUCUCGUCUUCUAAGAAUAUCUCCAAGACUGAGAUGAACAGUUUGGUAAAGCUUAGUGACCCUGGUGGUUAUAAAUGGCGCCUUGUGAUUGCCUACGAUGGCACCAAAUUUUCAGGUUGGCAAUAUCAGGAGUCACCACCAACAAUCCAGUCAAUGUUAGAGAAAGCAUUGAUUCAGAUAACAAAGCUCGGAAGAAAAGAGCUGCUUCUAGUCGGAGCAGGUAGGACUGAUGCAGGAGUUCACGCCUGGGGUCAGGUGGCUCAUUUUGUGACUCCAUUCAAUUAUUCUAGUCUGGAGAGCAUUCACGCCGCAUUAAACGGUCUUCUUUCUCAAGAUAUCCGAAUCAGAGAGGUUGGUGCAGCGGUCCCGGAGUUCCACGCUCGGUUUUCUUGCCGUAGCAAGGUUUAUCGCUACCAGAUUUACAGCGACACGUUCAUGGACCCGUUCCAGCGUCAUUGGGCUUACCACUCUGCUUACAGACUCAAUGCUUGUAAAAUGCGGGAAGCUGCUCAACAUUUUGUUGGAAAGCACGAUUUCUCUGCGUUUGCUAACGCUACACGAGAAGAUGGAGUACCUGAUCCUUUGAAAACUAUAUUUCGCUUCGAUGUCAUCCAAAUGGGAUCUCUUCUACAACUUGAAGUUGAAGGUUCAGGCUUUAUGUACAGACAAGUCAGGAACAUGGUGGCUUUGCUGAUUCAGGUUGGGAAAGAAGCGUUGGAUUCAGACAUUGUCCCAAUGAUUCUGGAAACCAAAGACAGGAGGGAGCUUGCAAAGUAUACAUUGCCUGCGCCGCCUCAUGGUCUCUGUCUUUUGUCUGUUAAGUAUGAGGAAGAUCAUCUACGGCUUCCACCAGAUUGCCCUGUAACUAGUUUUGGUAGACAUCACACUAUAACCAAAUGUAAACUUCCUUUCUAUUGA